GAUCCGAUUCAAACAGGUGGAAAGGCUGGGACUGUCCUAGCGCGUGACUGAAGCUCGUGAAGGCAAUCUGUUGUACACUGAGUGGAUUAUUUUGACAAACAUCAGAAUAAAUAUAUAUUCAGAAUAAUUUUGGCCACACAUCGCGCUAUCAAUUGGGUCGUGCCAAAACCCCGCAUUUAAACGUCGUCUCGGGCCGGCCGUUUUAAAGUGGGUCGUUUAAGUCUACUACGCAGAGCUUUUUACCCUCUACUGGACCCACAUCCUUACUUCGUUAUUUUAUUUACGAAAUCGGCCAUCGGGGUUUUUCCCACUUGCACUGCUCCUCGAGCCGUUUACGCGCAGGUGGGAGAUACCCGCUUGGUAGGACGGCCCCCUCUCUCAGUUCCUCAGCGGAUGAUGUGUGCAAGUGACAUUUGCCGUUGCGGUUUGGGACAGUAGGCGAGGCGUUUCUGCAAACAGGUGUGCGGCUGCCCAAAACAGGCACACAUACGACUUUUUCCGGCUUGUUUAGCGGAGGCAGACAUCCAGCACCGGUGUCAAAGCUAUCGUACUCGUAGCGGGACAGGGAGAGGAGGGGGACGCUACUAUCAUUUUCAGUUAGAGGCUUUGUAGUUGCAUUCUGUCGUUUCGAAGAGGGGCACGGCUCACAAAGAGGAAGGAAUGGCAACUAAGAAACCAUGCACAGAUUUAACGAAAAGGAGCCGAAGUCCCGUCGUGCUGGAGGCAGAGAUGUUCAGCGAAUUUCAGGACUGGUGUCUCCGGACUUACGGCGACUCGGGUAAAACAAAGACCGUUACCCGACGAAAAUACAACAAAAUUAUGCAGACCCUGCUACAGAACGAAGAGUCCGAUGGUGUCUACGUCGACAACAGCCACAUCAACGCCAAAUUCAAAUUCUGGGUGAAGUCCAAAGGGUUUCAGGUCGGCAGCAACAUCUUGGGCGAGCACAACAAGAAAGAGCCAUCGGGGAAGCCCGUCCUGUACGUUCCUGUCAAGUCUACGUGUUCGGAUGGAGGGGCAUCCCAGGACAGCUCUUUGAAGCGGGUCGCUGUGGUGGAGGAUUUUUUUGAUAUCAUCUAUGCCAUGCACGUGGAGAUGGGGGCGGAUCCCGGUAGAGCACCCAAACACGCCGGUCAGAAAAAGACAUACAAGGCGAUUGCAGAGACGUACGCAUUUCUUCCACGUGAGGCAGUGACCCGUUUUCUGAUGAGCUGUGGAGAAUGCCAGAAAAGGAUGCACAUCAACCCGAGCACAGCAGAGUUCAAAGAGAACGACCGGCCCACCUCUCUUGUGCCGGACCUCAUUGACUACAACAUGCCUCUUACUGCCACCUAUCUGAAACAGAUGAAACUACAGUGCAUGACGAACAAUGAGCAGGAUGAGAGUUCAGUAAGCAGUGAGGAUUUGGACAUGGCUGAGCCCGCGUGGGUCUCUACUGAGCGUGCUCCAGCCGCAGAGCCCAACAGUCCGGCCGCCCCGUACUCAGAAAGGAUGCCAACACCUCCACAGGCCAGCAUUAAAGAAGAGGAAGAUGACUCCUCUUCAGAGAAUGGCAGCACAGCUAACGGCCUUCCUGCAGUGACUCCACCUGGUGCUGCUGCUAUGGCGACAGGAGGAGUUCCUGCAUCUGAGGGGGCGGUUCCAUACGGGGAGGUGAACGGUAACGGUGCCGCAGCACCGCUGGACUUCAGCAACACUUUAUCAUCCUCUUCUUCACAGGAGGGACAGCAGCCCGUCAACCUGACUGACAGACUGUUGCCAGGGGUGACGCUCGGAUCCUACCAACCUGACCUCAACAGAAAAUUCCCUGUCAAAACCGAGUAUGGCAACAAGUCCCCUCAAUACAGCUCAGGAAGCUAUGACUCUGUGAAGACAGAACUGAGCACGUGUGGGGAGGACAUGACCCCGGGUCGCUCUCAGGUGAUAGAUGAUGAUGAUGAUGAUCACGAUGACCAUGACGACAGUGACAAGAUUAAUGAUGCCGAGGGUAUGGACCCUGAAAGACUCAAAGCUUUUAAUAUGUUUGUCCGGUUGUUUGUGGAUGAGAAUUUGGACCGAAUGGUUCCGAUUUCAAAGCAGCCCAAAGAAAAAAUCCAGGCCAUCAUUGAGUCCUGCAGCCGCCAGUUCCCAGAGUUUCAAGAACGUGCUCGGAAACGUAUCCGAACCUACCUCAAAUCCUGCCGACGCAUGAAGAAGGGGGGCUUUGAGACACGGCCUACGCCCCCCCACCUAACCUCCGCCAUGGCUGAAAACAUCCUCGCAGCCGCAUGUGAAAGUGAAACGCGUAAUGCAGCCAAGAGGAUGCGCCUUGACAUCUACCAGGGUCAUGAUGAGACGGUUUCAUCGGACAAGCCCAGCUCCAGAGAUCCAGCUGCCCUGGCACACUCAGGCUUCUCAUUGGCUGCCUCGGCCUACGCCCAGGACCAACUCUACACCAACGGUGGACUUAACUACAGUUUCCGUGGAUACGGGACCCUCCAAAAUAAUGGCACACAACAAUCUAACGGUCCUACUGAUCUCAGUAUGAAAUCUUUGGCAUCCAGCACCACCUCCUCCUCCAGUUCAAACAGUCACGGUCAGGGCGGAGGGGGCGGCGGGGCAUCUGCCCAGCUCAGCCCACCCGAGGUCACCGCCGUUCGGCAACUUAUCGCAGGCUACCGCGAGUCCGCAGCCUUCCUGCUCCGCUCGGCAGAUGAGCUGGAGAACCUCAUACUGCAGCAGAACUGAGAACUGCACACGGUCUGGUGCUGCCCGUCUUUCACAUAUGUAUGCAUACAUGCAAUGACAAGAAAGAUACAUGUAGCUAUGUGCACUUACACGCAUUUAUACACCUAAAGCCCAUAGGCAGAGCCCAGAGUUGAAUAUCUUGACCAUUCUACCGAAUCAGUUUCGACCAAUCCAAACUCUGUCUAUGUUAAAGCCUCCUUUUUCCAUCUAUCACCCAUGACAGCUGUACGUUCACAAUUAUCCUAAUGAUCAGAGCUGUGUUUUAUGAGAAACUAUGUCUAUGGGACGAUACAUCACAUUGAGUACACAAACAUUCUCUAUACUUACAAACUUUUGACGUGGGCACAAUUACAUGUUUUACAAUCUCAAAGGCUUUAUUAAAUUACAAAAAAUAACACAGAUGAGCCAAAACUUACACACCUCAGACAUUUAAGUUACCAUACAUGUAACCAUGCUGCAACUUUGAUCCAGAUUUUAGCCAUUUAGAUAAAGAACAGAUUCAAGAGAAAGGGUUUCUAUAUGAGAUCUCUUCUAUCUGUUUAAUGCUAAUGAGGUUUGGGGAGAAGGUGCAAUGUAGAUGAUAAUCGUUCUAGUGUGUUACUGUCUGAAAAUGUAUCAUUUUCGAUCAUAAACACAUUAACAAUGUUGUUUGUACAUAUUUAUAAAUAUAUUCCUCACUCAUAUUAAAGAAAAAUUAGUUUGAGCUUACACGUGCACAGAAAAGUCGACUUAAAGGGGCAAUGAUUGGUUAUAGCUAAAGGUGAUGUAAUCCUAUUGGUUGAGAACGGUGCACCGUUGGACAUUAUGCAAAUGAAGCUGUGCGAAGUGGAACGCUUCAGACCCUUUCCUUUGUCCUCUAACGCCUUGGCACCCCUCCACGUUCAGCACAUCAAUGCACUGUAGAGGCAGAGGAACGCUGACAUCGACCUCCCAGACCGGAAGGACUUGAAAAAUAAAAAAGUGAGGUAAAAAAUGAAAAAUAUGGACUGCGUUUCCCAUGAUGCAUUGCAAAUACAUUUUGUUAAGUUGUGAAUGCUGCUCUUAUUUUCUAACCUCAUGACUGAGACACUUUCAUCUUCACGUGGACCAGAGGGACAUCUCAUUGGCACACAUACUGUACUGUAUAUGCAUAGUGAGGUUGAGAGAAAGGACCUACAGUAGUUGUUAACAGGAAGGAUGAUGUCAUCAUUUCCUUUCUGUCAGGAAAGCUAUGCUCAAUUGGCAUAUUUUUGGCAGUGAUCAGUGGACUGAGACAGAAUAGAGUAGAAACUACAACCCUCAUUACCAGUUUUACUAUUCCUUAAUUUUCUCAUGUUCACAAAUGCCAUCUUAAAAACUGUAUUAAAAAAGCAAAAGACAAUCCUGAACGGUUGAUCACUUGUAAAACUGCAUAGCUGUGUAUGAGAUCGGACUCUCUAGCCUUCAGCGGAGCGACAGGGCCUUCAAGUUUCAACUCUCGUAGCCAUAGCUUGAACCGUGUCCUCGCUCUGCAACAUGUUUAUGCGGAACUUAGCUGUAAAACAUUUCAUUUUCUUAUUUUUCCCGUUAUUUGUGGCUACUUUUUGUAUUUUUUAUUUCAUUUGUGCUACAAUGAGGGUCUAUAGAGAAUUCUCAACAUUCCAAAUGUAAACCGUGCAUCUAAGAUUGACAUACAAAUGGAGAGAAAACAAGCUUGACUCAAACAACUUAGCCUGUUAUUACCUCUUAUAUGUUAUUUGUUGAAUCGGUUGCUUGAUGAACAGAUGAAAUAUGUGCAGGAUCAUUAGUAAUUUAUAUUCAGAUGUUACACUUUAUAAAUGAUUUAAAUUGGUUAAAAACAUAGUAGCACUUUACAGUCCGCAUAUAGGAAAAUGUACGCAGAAGGGGUCAAAUGAGACGGAGCCUUAAAACUACGUACAUGACUCUAAAUUAUAAAAUGCAGCUAGUCGUUCACAAGCCAUAAUCUCCUGUCUUAAUUUACUCUGCGUUGCUGAAAUGUGAAUAUUUGCUAUUUAAGAAAACUAUUUCUUUGUUCUGCUUGUAUGCUCGCAUUUAUGUUAUUUUCCACACACCCCUUUAUGCAGAUCUAACAGUGCCAGGUUCAUUUAUGAUUUCUGACCAUCAAGUAAAAUGCAUCAGACAUUAUUCUAAUUUAAUAUUGUAGACAAACAGCUCUUUACAAGUACAAAAGUUGUACAAAGCCGUAUAAUUUUGUUUUGCUUUAACUUAUAUUUUCGCUUUUUUGUAUGCUUUUGUUUUAUAAUAACAUUAGAAGUGUAAAAUGUUUUUUUACAUUUCAUUAAAGGGCAUAGACCUUUAAAGCUCUGACAUCUGAGGUUGGUGAACAUGAUGCAUUUAAUGGAAAAAGGAAAAACUGAAGGCAAGAAAAAAAGAUGCUACAACCUUUUAUUUUUUUAAGUGCAGCUAAAAUCUGCAAUGAAAUGUAGUAACAACCAUUGCCUGUGAUAUAUUUUAAUUUUGUGGUGCUUUGUAAUAUUAUUAUAAUUCUGGUAUUUUUUUGUUUGUUUUUACUCCUGUACUUACUAGAAACUGUAAGCUGACGCUCAGUUUCUCUUUGUAUACCAAUGUGAAGUUUUGUAUGAUUUCUUUCUGGUUUUUUGACUCAGUGAAAGUGUGUGAUGUUUACAUGUACAGAAUUUACGAUUUUCUUUGUUGUUCUUAUUUUUGCUGUUGUUGUUUUUGUUUGUCCUGGUAAAUCCCAGCCUCUUGUCCUGUCGUGACCCCACACCGUGCUUUUUACUUUAAAAUGACAAUUCCUAAAAAAAUGCUGAAUUUAAACCACGUUAAAGGCCUUUGCACAUUCACAAUAGAAACACGUGUUUUUAUUUUCUAGGUCAUGUUAUUGCUUAAAUCAAAUCAAAUGCUUUUUUAAUUUUAGAAAACAGCAUAAAGUGCAGUAUAAAGUGCUGUUUCCGCAUCAAAGGGAUAAAGAUCUGUGUAAGGGCCUUUAAAUGUGAUUGCCAAUGCUGAGGAUAGAUGCUGAAGAAAGAGAGAGGAGGGACUUCUCAUCAGCACAAAGUGCACGACUAAUUCCCUUCCCCACAAAUGUUGGAUUAAAAAGGCCACUUAUAAUAAUUCCCAUUAGAUAUUUAUGCAUUUUUGCUGUUGUAGAGACAGCAAGACGACUCUUGAUGUCAUGUGAGUAGGGACAUUUUUUUUUUGGGAUGGGGCAGGUUUCUACUCAGCUCAUAUUGACAUUCGUGAAAGCCAUUCCUCCUAUUGUUGGUACGUAUGGGGAACAAGCGAACCUCAGGAACUCUUUGGACCUGCGUUACUUUUUUUAACCAGGUCUGUACGUCUUUGCUGACGAGUCCUCCCUCUCUCCAAUUUCAACCCAGUUAUAUCGGUGUUCUGUUUGUUUGUUUUUAUAUAUUUAUUGUGUUUAAAAGUGAAUCUUCUCCAGUAAAUGUGGCUGAAUAUUUGAAACUUUAGAAAAGUGUUGAUAAAAAUAUAUAUAUAUAAAUAUAUAAAUGUGUGUGUGUGUGAAACAACUAAAAGAUGGAGAAUAUUGCAGGUAAAAUCAUUUUUGUUUGUUUAAUGUACAAAAAGAAAAAAGCACAGGUGGAUGAUUUGCCUGCCUUUUACAUAUCACUUUGCCGAGAGACUCAUUCUAAGACAUUUUAAAAUGUUCGGUGUGGUGUCAUCGCUGUGGUACGAGAAAGCACCUGCAACCCGAGUUGCUCUAUCCUCCAGAGCUGUCUGAAUAAAAUCUGUGAACUGAA
Messenger RNA from Misgurnus anguillicaudatus (oriental weatherfish), 6449 nucleotides. NCBI's taxonomy places the organism in Eukaryota, Metazoa, Chordata, Actinopteri, Cypriniformes, Cobitidae. The record is from RefSeq and is a predicted model, not a curated record.